AUGACUAUUCUUCAUCGCAACCCCUUCCGGUCGCGCAUCGUCCUCUCUGUCCGGCCUUCGCCGCAUCUGAAGGCAUCUGCCGAAUCUCAGUCCUAUGACCCCGCUGCGGGAUUAUUUCAGGAAUCUUCCGAUGUACCCGUGCUUCACCUUGACGGUGACCUACCCGAUGGCUUGAUGGCUAAGCCUAUAUACGCGAGAUCCCGUCAGUCUUUCUUCGCGCGGCUGCUGAGCAGCCACGCUAUCGAACAGGUAUACGGCCAAGAAGGAGAGGAAGCUAAUGAAUACGACGAGCGGGAACUCUUUGCCCUAAACUGGAACGGAGAGGAACUUCUGGACGCCGUCAUCACGAUCCGCGAACUCAUGAGGAAAUUACGAGUAAAUGGCAAUCAUGUCGAUCUCAUCAAGGGGCACAAACUCAAGAAUGGCGACACGAUUGAAGUGGGAUCGCCAAGAUCAGCCCUCGGCGACGCUGCCACGUCGAACGACUGGCAAACCUUGACCUACAGAUUCGACGCUUUGUUCAUCCCGGAUAGGACGCAAGAAAACCGGACUCCUUAUAAGGCCCUUCGAUGGCUAGGUCGAGGUUCAUACGGCCAAGUUGCGCAAGUUCAGAAUAUUGCCAACCGCGAGUUCUACGCCAUUAAAGAGGUUAGAACCAUCGAAGCGGAUAAAGAAGAGGCAUUACGCGAACCCCUACUUUGGCGGGAUCUUAUCCAUGAAUGUGUAUGCAAAUAUACUCGACACUGGGUCGACAGCGAUGCUGGGGGUGAAGGGGUUUCGAUUUACACCGUUAUAAGCUACGCGCCGUUCGGAACUCUUGCAGACUACAUCAAGGUAAAAACAUGCGACGAACCUCCGAAUGAUCUCGUCAAUCGCAGGAUAACUUCCCAGAUUUGCCGGGCUUUCGACUAUCUUCAUGGGGAAGAUGUCGCUCAUUGUGACUUCAAGCCCGAUAACGCUGUCAUAGACCGCCUAGACGCCGACGGCAACCCAGACAAAGUCUCCGUCAUUGAUUUCGGUAUGGCUUUAAGAUUCGGUCACCUCCACGAACUCUGUACUGCGGUAGAGCACUAUCGCGCUCCAGAAAUCGGUCUACAAGAUGCAUCCAUCACGCUAGCCAUCGAUAGCUUUGCCAUUGCUGCGACCGUAUACUGCGUCGCGACUAAUGGGUAUGACCUGGUCGAAGUCCGCUACCCGGUAGAUAGCGGCUCCGGGUUUGAAGUUUGCGACGCUAAGAAGAUGAACGAGCUUAGGACCCUUCGGCUGGACAGAUUGAAGAACCGCAAACACUUGCAAGACUUCAUCAGACGCAUGUCACUAGAGGAUCCUGGUGAGCGUAUGAGCCCUCAAGAAGCUCUCAGCCACAUAUGGCUCCAUCCCGAACCACAGUCUUCGUCCGAAACGACUGCUGCUUUUGUACAGGAGGUCGAACCUGAGGCUGAACCGGCAGAGGCCAAGCGUACGCGUAGCCAGCGGUCACCUCAAACUUCGGCAAGCUCAUUGUCCUCCGGGUUACGUUAUGACAAGCGAGCGCGCUUGUCGCAAAAGUCCCAUCCCGGUGAUCACCGGCGUCGACCCACCGACGACUGGAUCAGUGCUGAUCAGCACUGA
This is a messenger RNA of Peniophora sp. CBMAI 1063, 1611 nucleotides long. The record is from the annotation of a GenBank genome assembly. Lineage: Eukaryota; Fungi; Basidiomycota; Agaricomycetes; Russulales; Peniophoraceae.